CUCUUCCGCACCCUCUGCAUCGUCUCGGUGCUGGCCGGGUGUCUGCACCCUGCCACGGCCCAGUGGUUUUCUCUGGGCUCAGAGGACACCGCCCCCGAUCCAGGCACCAGCCCCACGCCCCUCACCCUGGAUGGGGAGGAAGACACAGACACCAGCGUGGAGCGCGUGGGGAAGGUGCUGCUGAGCAAACCUCCUCUGGCAACAGCCCCUAGACGCCGGGACCAACCCUCCAGGGGGACAGCGAAGGGGUCAGGCCAUGCCCCGCCGCGCACACGAGGCCAGCACCGACCCACGGCCGCCCCGGAGGUCCUUGAGGGGAGCGCAGUGGAAGAGGAGUUCCUGCAGAUGCAGCCCGUCCUCUCCUCCGCACAGACGACGGCGAAGGGGCUGCCCCGGCGGGUCCCGUCGGCCCCCGAGACGGACCCAGCCCUCCAGGUGCACAACACCUCCGGCUGUGUCUGCCCCUUGCGCCCCGGCCCUCCCGGCCCAAAGGGAGAGAAAGGUGACCGAGGAUUCCCUGGAGAGAGAGGCAAGCCCGGAUUCUUAGGGGAGAGAGGGAAGUCCGGCAGCCCAGGACAGCCAGGUCACCAG
Cyanistes caeruleus (blue tit) is the source of this 591-nucleotide messenger RNA. NCBI's taxonomy places the organism in Eukaryota, Metazoa, Chordata, Aves, Passeriformes, Paridae. The record is from RefSeq and is a predicted model, not a curated record.